Pelmatolapia mariae (spotted tilapia) is the source of this 1664-nucleotide messenger RNA. It is a transcript of the gene nog2, whose product is annotated as noggin 2. The record is from RefSeq and is a predicted model, not a curated record. NCBI's taxonomy places the organism in Eukaryota, Metazoa, Chordata, Actinopteri, Cichliformes, Cichlidae. Bases 329 to 964 code for a protein of 211 amino acids. The transcript has a single exon. Gene Ontology annotation, biological process: dorsal/ventral pattern formation; negative regulation of BMP signaling pathway; osteoblast differentiation.
GAGAGCGUGAAUAGGCGCUCGAGUUUUCCCUUUUUUUCUUUUCUUUUUUUUGACUUAACUCUUUCUGCAGAGAGCGGGGUAGCCCGCUUCCAUGCUGCACAGUUGCAUCAGCGGGUAAAUUGCAAAGUUGAAGGAGCCCUAAAAAGCAAAGCACUCCGCUCCAUGUCAUUCAAACCCGACGUGGUCUAUUAAAAGUAUCGCCUUGCUGGUGACUGAACUUCUACUAUUUAUGAAGCCCCGGGCUGGUGACUGCACAGAACACAGUAACCGGGAAAAGAACUGAGUAUUAUUCACGCGAGAAGAGCCCGUGCGUUGAACAAGAGGAAUUAUGGGCUUCUCUCAAACGCUGUUCGUUUACGCGCUGGUUUGCGUUCACCUCGGAGUUUCCCAGCAUUACCUUCGCCUCCGCCCUUCGCCCAGCGAUCACCUCCCAGUGCCCGACCUGAAGGAGGACCCGGACCCGGAGUACGACCCCCGGGAGCAGGACUUGGUCGAGAGGACUCUGAGGAAAAGACUCGGCAGUAACUUUGACCCCAACUUCAUGUCCAUCAGCCCCCCCAUGCUGGUGAACUUCUCCGCGCCAGAUAACCAGGUGAAGCCGCAGGGGCCCAUGCCCAACGAUAUUAAAAAGCUGGACCUCACAGAGACCCCCUAUGGAAAGCGGGUAAAAGUGGGCAAGAAAGCCCGUAGGAAAUUCCUGCAGUGGCUGUGGACCUAUACGCACUGCCCGGUUGUGUACACCUGGAAAGAUUUGGGUGUGAGGUUCUGGCCACGUUACAUCAAAGAGGGAAACUGUUUCUCUGAGCGCUCGUGCUCCUUCCCCGAGGGGAUGUCUUGCAAACCCGUCAAGUCAAUCACCAAGAUUUUCCUCCGGUGGUAUUGUCAAGGCUUUCUAAAACAGAAAUACUGUACGUGGAUACAGGUGCAAUACCCAAUCAUCUCAGAGUGCAAGUGUUCGUGCUGAUUCUCUCUAAGGAAGGAAGUAGUAGUGGUGGUGGUGGCGGCGGUGGUGGUGGUGGUCGACGGGGGAGUGGACUGGAAAUACGGUUUCUAUUGCACUGUUAACUCUCUACAGAGGUGGGCACCAUAGCAAAUCUAUUUUUUUAUAUAGCAUUUUAAGUGAAAUACCAACAUUGUACAUAUUUAAGAAAAAUGCAGCUAUUUUUUCUAAUUGAACCAGGACCAUAUUUUAUUCUCAACCCUGACAUUUUUUUUCGGAGGGGAACACGAGCACUUCGUGAGGAAGGAGCAUUUUGUUUUGUUGAUAUUUUUAAGAGACAUUGAAAAUGGAUUGCAUAUGCUACACUUCUCCAAGAGGUGACCUUUUUCUUCUUCUUCUUCAACUGAACAUUGAUGCUGACUGUUAUUUCACUGCAAUGCUGCCUAGAGUUUUUGUAUAUUAAUAUCAAUAAUAAUUAAAUUGUAAAAAAAGAAGAAGAAAAGUUGAGGUUAAAGAUAUAUAUAAAGGCGUGAACUCAGCUUUUUUUUGGAAUACAUAGUAUUGUAGGAAUAAACAAAUCUGUACGUUUUAUUUAUUAUUUUAACGAUUUGUGAGUAUAGAGCAUAAGGACAGAGAAUAGCAGAGUAUACCAGAAUAAAAAAAAUAUGGGAGAUGUCUACUUGAAUAUUUCUAAAAAUGACAAAAAAAUAAAUAAAUAAAUACA